Paramecium tetraurelia is the source of this 162-nucleotide messenger RNA. RefSeq lists its product as uncharacterized. The transcript has a single exon. NCBI's taxonomy places the organism in Eukaryota, Ciliophora, Oligohymenophorea, Peniculida, Parameciidae. The record is from RefSeq and is a predicted model, not a curated record.
AUGCUUUCUGUUGGAAAUACUAUCUUUUAUCGAUCAAAAAAAAAGUAAGCAUAUGCUGAUACAAAAAAAAGAACUUUAUUGACCAAGAGGAGAACAUAUGACCUUAUUGAAUAUCUAAAAUUAAUGGAAGGAUUUUAAUUAUACUAAAGAAUUCUCUUAUGA